Octopus bimaculoides (California two-spot octopus) is the source of this 3739-nucleotide messenger RNA. RefSeq lists its product as uncharacterized. Gene Ontology annotation, cellular component: nucleus. The record is from RefSeq and is a predicted model, not a curated record. NCBI's taxonomy places the organism in Eukaryota, Metazoa, Mollusca, Cephalopoda, Octopoda, Octopodidae. Gene Ontology annotation, biological process: regulation of transcription by RNA polymerase II. Gene Ontology annotation, molecular function: RNA polymerase II cis-regulatory region sequence-specific DNA binding; DNA-binding transcription activator activity, RNA polymerase II-specific.
UUUGCGGAUUUUACAUACACACAUGAAACGCAGUACUUACGGAAACUAACGAAUAUUUUGUUUUGGUCCCGGUGCGCGAACUCGCGCAUCCGCGCUAGCGAGUCGUGACUAGUCGAUCCUACGACUUAACAUUUCUGCCAGGGAGAUAUAUAUACUCAAGACGGACUUUUUAGUCUCUUUCUUAUUAAUGUGUGACUCCUACAGGACAAACCUCUUAUCUCUUGGAGCAGUGGGCUCGCUUUGCUCUUAGCCAUUACAGAUGCUUCGUUUUGUAGCUGACACUUUUAUGUUAUUCCCAGCCCCAAUCACAUAAUGUUAUAUGUUCACAUCUAUGUGCGUGCAUAACCAGAAGACAUUGGCAGUAAAGAAGACUUUGUACUUCAUUGCUCAGAAUCAACAUUUACAAUCUUGAGAAAGAUUAAAGAAAAAAGUCUCGGAAUAUGUGAACACUUGAUGGAAUUACUGUGGAAUAUUUCUUCUGAAUGAGAGCAUUAGUAAAAUGUCUCUACUUCUCUAUCUGGAAUAUGUUGAAGAUGAUGGUAUUGCAAUUAAACUUGGAUUCCAAAGGAAUAUGAGGUAUCUGCAGAUAUUGACCGAGACAAAAUUAAUGGAAAUAUAAGAGAAUAAAUAUUUGUUAAGAGUAAAAAAAAUUUGGUUCAGCAUAAGAAAAACAUCUGAAUAUUGUGGUAAAAGAAGGAAAAUAAUGGAAAAUGAAUUGUGUGAAGGGAAUAUUAAAUGUAAAUCAGAGUUUGAAAAUAAUGAUUCUCUUGAUAAAAUGCCAAAUGAUGAAGAGAAAAUGUCAUAUUGUUGUGAUAUAUGUAAGAUGCCAUUCUCUCGAAAAAGUAAACUCACUGUUCACAAAAGUAUACACACAAAAGAAAAACCAUAUAGCUGUAACAUCUGUGGUAAAUCAUUCUCUCAAAGUGAUGAUUUAACUAAACAUCAGUGCAUUCAUACAGGAGAGAAGCCAUAUCAUUGUGGUAUCUGUAGUAAAUCAUUCUCUGGUGCAAAUAGCAUUACUAAAUACAAAUACAUUCACACAGGUGAGAAGCCAUAUCACUGCAAUAUCUGUGGCAAAUCAUUCCCUUCAAAAGAUACUCUAAAUACACAUGUGUACAUCCAUACAGGAGAGGAGUCCCAUUACAGUGAUAUCUGUAGUGAAAAAUUAUCCGAAGAAAGUAAUGUAGCUAGACACAAACGUGCUUACGCAGGAGAGAAGCUAUAUCACUGCAAUGUCUGUGGUAAAUCAUUCUCUCGAAAUGAGUCCUUAACUAGACACAAACUUGUUCAUACAGGAGAGAAGCCAUAUCAUUGUGAUAUCUGUGGCAAAUCAUUCUCUCUAAGCAAUCAUUUAACCAGACACAAAUACACUCAUACAGGAGAGAAACCAUAUCGCUGUGAUAUCUGUGGUAAAUCAUUCUCUCUAAAUGAUGCCUUGGCUAGACACAUACCUGUUCAUACAGGAGAGAAGUCUUGUCGCUGUACUGUCUGUGGUAAAUCAUUCUCAACAAGCUACAGGUUAACUGACCAUGUACGCAUUCAUACAGGAGAGAAGCCAUAUCACUGUGACAUCUGUGGUAACUCAUUUCCUACAACGCGUAACUUAACUGCACACAAACAUAUACAUAAAAAAGAAAAACCAUAUUGCUGUAACAUCUGUGGUAAAUCAUUCACUCGAAAUGGUCAUUUAACUAAGCACAAACGCAUUCAUACAGGAGAGAAGCCAUAUCACUGUGAUAAGUCAUUCUCUGAAGGAAGUAGCGCAGCUCAACACAAAUACAAUCACACAGGUGAGAAGCUAUAUUGCUGCAAUGUCUGUGGUAAAUCAUUCUCUCGAAAUUCUUCUUUAACUAGGCACAAACUUGUUCAUACAGGAGAGAAGCCAUGUCGGUGUGAUAUCUGUGGUAUAUCAUUCUCUCUAAGCCAUCAGUUAACCAGACACAAACACACACACACAGGAGAGAAACCAUAUCACUGCAAUAUCUGUGGUAAAUCAUUCUCUCGAAGUGAUCACUUAACUGGACACAAACUUGUUCAUACAGGAGAGAAACCGUAUCACUGUGAUAUCUGUGAUAAAUCAUUCUCUCAAAGUGGUCACUUAGCUCAACACAAAUGCAUUCAUACAGGAGAGAAGUCCUAAGUGACAUCUGUGGUAAAUCAUUCUCUUGAAAUGACCACUUAGUGACGCACAAACAUAUUAUUAACCCUUUAGCAUUUAAACCGGCCAUAUCCAGCCAAAAGUAUUCUGCCUAUUCUAUGUUCAAACUGACCAGAUCUAGUCUUUCACACCAACCCUACAAUAACAUUUUAAAGAUUAACAGCUACCUCAUCAAAACCUCAGAGCUACAAGUUAAUGCAUGAUUAGUUCAAAACAAUGUGGAUAAAAAAAGCAUUAAUUAUGGCAGAAUAAUGUGAACACUAAAGGGUUAAAGGAGAGAAACCUUAUCACUGUGAUGUCUUUGGUAAAUCAUUUUCUCUGAAAGGUAACUUAAAUACACACAAAUGCAUUGAUACAGAAGAGCAGCCAUAUCAUUGUAACAUCUGUUGGAAGUCAUUCACUUUAAACAAUCAAUUAAACACAAAUCCAUUCCUAGAGGAGGGAAAUCUAUAAUAAAUCAUUCUCUCAAAAUGACAACCGAACUAUAUAUAAGUAUAUUCAAACAGGGGAGAAGUUGUAUCACUGUGAUAAAUUAUUCCCCCGAAAAGACAAUUGAUUACACAUGUAAUGUUUUCUUACAAGUGAGUAAUUGUAUCGGUGUCAUAAUUCUCUCCAUGACGGUAAUAUCUUAUAUAAGAUUAUCUUACAUAUAUAAUAAAAUGCAGCACAUGUCCUGUUGGUGAUGCUAUUUGAAGAAGAGUAAAACAGUAACAAGGAGUUAACUAAACACUUUGUUUCUUUGCAGAAUUUUCUACAUAGGUGCAGCGGUUGAAGUGUGGUAAACAGCUUGCUUACCAACUGCAUGUCAAUGUGUGUGAUUGUCAAACUAAUUAAUCUGCAUAUUUAUAUAAAGUAGAUGUUUGAUAUUAUUCACUUAUGAAGUAGUAAAAUUAAAUAUAAAAAUAUACAUGCUCUUCUUUUACAUAUUCAAUCCUCUUUCUCCCACCAAACUUCUCUCUGUGUAUAUUAAAUUUUAUGGUGACCAGGGUAAAAAUGUGGUGAAUAAGCUAUUGCAUGGCUUUGAUAUUGUGUAUGUAUAGGGAGACUCUAAAUUUGCAUGCAAUAGAAACUAAAUUAUAUCUGCGAGUUCCUUAACAACCUGGAAUCACAUCGCGUGUCACAUCACAAACUCAUAACGAAGAGAAGAUCCUCACUUAUUCAUCAUCAUCAUCAUCGUUUAACGUCCGCUUUCCAUGCUAGCAUGGGUUGGACGAUUUGACUGAAGACUGGUGAAACCGGAUGGCAACACCAGGCUCCAAUCUAAAUUUGGCAGAGUUUCUACAGCUGGAUGCCCUUCCUAACGCCAACCACUCAGAGAGUGUAGUAGGUGCUUUUACAUGUCACCCGCACGAAGGCCAGUCAGGCGAUACUGGCAAUGGCCACGCUCAAAAUGGUGUCUUAUGUGCCACCCGCACAAGAGCCAGUCCAGGGGCACUGGCAAAGAUCUUACUUGGCUUGCUGAGUCUUCUCACGCACAGCACACCUCCAAAGGUCUCGGUCAGUAGUCAUCGCCUCAGUGAGGCCCAAUGUACGAAGGUCUUGCCUCACCACCUCAGCCCAGGUCUUCCUGGGUCUACCUCU